CCCCCAAAAGUUGUGAUGCUUUUCUUCACCCAGUGCUUUGGGGCUGUGUUAGAUCUCAUUCACCUCCGCUUUCAGCACUACAAGGCUAAACGGGUUUUCUCCGCCGCUGGGCAACUUGUCUGCGUCGUAAACCCCACGCACAACCUAAAGUAUGUGUCCAGCCGCCGUGCCGUCACUCAGAGUGUGCCAGAGCAAGGCAGCUUCCCCCCUCACCACCUCACCCACCACCACCGCCACCACCGCCCCCACCAUCACCUCCGCCACCACACCCGCCCCCACCACCUCCACCACCAGGAGGCAGGGCUGCACACUGCCCAGGUGACGCCCUGCAUAUGCCCCUUGUUCUCCUGCCAGUGGGAAGGCCACCUGGAGGUGGUGGUGCCCCACCUGCAGCAGAUGCACAGGGUUGACAUCCUGCAGGGAGCUGAGAUAGUCUUCCUGGCCACGGACAUGCACCUCCCAGCGCCAGCCGACUGGAUCAUCAUGCACUCCUGCCUCGGCCACCACUUUCUGCUGGUGCUUAGGAAACAGGAGAGGCACGAGGGCCACCCCCAGUUCUUCGCCACCAUGAUGCUGAUCGGGACCCCCACCCAGGCCGACUGCUUCACCUACCGCCUGGAGCUCAACAGAAACCAUCGGCGUCUCAAAUGGGAGGCUACUCCCCGGUCUGUCCUUGAGUGCGUGGACUCGGUGAUCACCGAUGGGGACUGCCUCGUCCUCAACACCUCGCUGGCCCAGCUCUUCUCCGACAAUGGCAGCCUCGCCAUCGGAAUCGCCAUCACUGCCACAGAGGUCUGCUCUUCAGAAGCUGAGAUGUGA
Molecule: messenger RNA, 819 nt
Organism: Diceros bicornis minor
Lineage: Eukaryota; Metazoa; Chordata; Mammalia; Perissodactyla; Rhinocerotidae
Gene: SIAH3
Product: siah E3 ubiquitin protein ligase family member 3
Exons: 2
Coding region: 16-819 (267 amino acids)
Biological process (GO): proteasome-mediated ubiquitin-dependent protein catabolic process; multicellular organism development
Cellular component (GO): cytoplasm
Molecular function (GO): ubiquitin conjugating enzyme binding; ubiquitin protein ligase activity
Source: RefSeq, a predicted model, not a curated record